Molecule: messenger RNA, 2456 nt
Organism: Oryza sativa Japonica Group (Japanese rice)
Lineage: Eukaryota; Viridiplantae; Streptophyta; Magnoliopsida; Poales; Poaceae
Product: heparanase-like protein 1
Cellular component (GO): membrane; plant-type cell wall
Molecular function (GO): beta-glucuronidase activity
Source: RefSeq, a predicted model, not a curated record
UAUUUUAUUCAACUUUCUUCUGAAAUUUGUUUUCUCACAGUGACAGUCACUGAUCUCACACACACAGCAUCUCCUGAAUCGGACACAAUUCACCGACACAAGCAAACUCUGCUGCAGCACAGAGAAGUAGUACUAGUAGUAGGAGAAGGAGAAGGCACGCACCUCAAGAUAUACCUACUGUUUAUUCCCUUGUCCUGCCACGUUGCUCCAAGAAGCAGCUCAGCUCGCCGUGCCCUGCAGCUCUACCGGCAGCAUCAUCAUCACCUGUAUCCCCGAAAGGCAGCUUCUUCCGGUUGUAGCUACCGAGCUACCAGUACCACCCACCCUGAGAGCCAAGAAAUGGCGGCCUGAUUGGGCCCCCCCGUGAGCUCCGAAUCCGCCGGCGGCCAACUGCCGGAUCUCCUCGCAGCCAGCGCGCCGCCGGGAGGGACGGAGAUUGGCGGCGGAGGAGGGGAGGUGUCCAGGCCAGGUCAGGUGGGAUCUCCGCUUGCUUCGCCGGCUUAGAAAUCGGCAUCUUUGUCUUGCAGAUGUGAGCUUGCAAGUGUGGGGUCUCCGCGUCUUUUUCCAGGUGGCAGGCAUGGAGGUGAGGCUGCUGCUUCUAGUGUUCAUAUGUCUGCAUGCUCUUCUUUGGGCGGCUUCGGCUCAGCAGCCAGAGGAGGCGACGGUCAUAGUUAAGGGAUCGACAAAAAUCGCUGAAACGAAUAAAAAUUAUAUAUGUGCUACAAUCGAUUGGUGGCCACCAGAGAAGUGUAACUAUAAUCAGUGUCCAUGGGGCCAAUCGUCAAUUCUAAACUUGGAUUUGGAUCAUCCCUUCCUGGCUCAAGCCAUUCAAGCAUUUGAUAAUUUGAGGAUUAGACUGGGAGGCUCUUUGCAAGACCGAGUUGUUUAUGAUGUGGGUACAAACAGUCCAUGCGCCCCGUUCACAAACAUGUCAAAUGGUUUAUUUGGUUUCUCAGAUGGUUGUCUAAGCAUGGAUAGGUGGGACAAACUGAAUGCUCUAUUCCAAAAAACAGGUGCAAUUAUCACAUUUGGUCUGAAUGCGCUCUAUGGGAGGUACAAUGUCCGUCGUUCUUUCUGGGCUAGCAAAUGGAACUCUACAAAUGCAUAUAAUUUUGUAAAAUACACAAUCUCAAAGGGAUAUCCAGUUGACUCAUGGGAAUAUGGUAAUGAACUGAGCGGGCAUGGAAUUGGGGCAAGAGUCGAUGCUACACUGUAUGGAAAAGAUGCAAUUGAACUUAAAUCCAUCUUUCAACAGUUGUACAAGGCACCACUCUCCCAGCCAUCCCUGUUAGCCCCUGGAGGAUUCUUUGAUCAGCAGUGGUACACUCAGCUACUUCAGACUUCUGGUCAUGGCGUUGUCAGUGCUUUGACGCAUCAUAUUUAUAAUCUUGGUGGAGGGAAUGAUGCCCACCUUAUAAGGAAGAUAUUAGAUCCAAAGUAUUUAGAUCGUUCAGAAGAUACUUAUAGGGAUAUGCAACUCACCCUUCAAAGGCAUGGAACAUGGGCUUCUGCCUGGGUCAGCGAAAGCGGAGGUGUAUUCAACAAUGGCGGUGAACUUGUGUCAAACACUUUCAUCAAUAGCAUCUGGUAUCUUGAUCAGCUUGGAAUGGCAUCUAAGUACAAUACAAAAAUAUUCUGCAGGCAGACUCUGAUUGGUGGCCACUAUGGUCUACUUGACACCCAAACUUUUUUGCCAAAUCCUGAUUACUAUAGUGCUCUACUAUGGCAUCGGCUUAUGGGCAGGGAAGUUCUUUCAGUUGAUAUCAAUGCGCCGCGUAAACUGCGUGCUUAUGCUCAUUGCAGGAAACAGCAGCAAGGAAUCACCCUCCUGUUGAUCAACCUGAGCAAUACCACCGGAUACAACGUCACCCUCCAGAAUGACAUCAAUGUCAGCCUUGACAAAACAGCCAGCCUUCAUAAGCACAAUUCUUUCUCACACAGCCUCAGAAGAGCGGUUUCAUGGCUGGGGCGCAAGCCGUCAAGCGACGUCGCGAGGAGGGAGGAGUACCACCUGACGGCCAAGGACGGCGACCUCCAGAGCAAGACGAUGCUGCUCAACGGCGCACCGCUGGAACUCUCGGACGACGGCGGCGUUCCGGCCAUGAGCCCUGCGCUCGUUGCUGUCAACUCGCCGGUGUACCUGGCACCGACAUCGAUCGCCUUUGUAGUUCUUCCAAUGUUUGAGGCCAAGGCCUGUUCUUGAGUGAUCAAUCUUGCCUUCUUGUUGAGUAUUACGCCCUUAGAAUGUUCCAUUUGUUCUUUUCUGGUUUAAAUAGCAAAACCCUUGGAAUGUAAGCCUUUAGAAUGUAAAAGAAUGGAGUGUUCCAUUUGUUCGUUUUCUGGUUUGAAUAACAAAGCCUUUAGAAUGUAAAAGAAUGUACCAAAACCCUUCGAAUACAAGAAGGAUCACAAGAAUUUACCUUAGAAUGCAUAGAACGAUUACAAGAAUUUAAACA